UGCUUCAAACUCUACAUUUUCGAGAGACAAAAUUUAAAUAAUUUCAAAAUGUUGAACUUUUUCAGACUAUCAUUCUCCCUGAGUCUGACGAGAAGGUCCUUGCAGAAGUGGUGUGACGUGUUUCUGUUCUUAUCAGAUUGAUGGGCGAGUUUGACUGAAGCAUUUGUCAUGUAAAUGUGAGACGUUUGAUGGACGAUCCUGACCUGACAAACUGCUAUAGGUCCCAAUUGCCAUUGGCGUAAAGUGAGUCACAUGGUCUGUCACUAAGGUGAUAUGAGCGUGGUAGGCAGUUUUACAGAUUUGACAUACUACCUAGAGGUUGUAGGGCACAGGGAAGAGCAAUUAAGGUGGACUGACCCGUCUUCAUUAAUUUUGCCAUAACAAUACAGGAUGAACUCUUACUUAGAUUAUACCAUUUGUAACAGGGGGACUAACAUAUUCAAUGCCAAUGCCGGACACCACAAUUUAAACCAUGGAUACAGGUCCUCCUUAUCUUCCAAUUCAUGCUCAACAAGUGAUAGUUUUGUGUCCGAUGGGCGGUUAGUUGGUGGUUCUUCGGUGCACCAGACUUCGAGCCACCCUCUCCACCAGCCCCAGCUACAUCAUAUAGAUCUCCAGUUUGGCUCAACGGGAAACUCGGUGUAUGGCUCGCCAACAGGGCCCAACUUGGAUUAUGGACCUCAUCAAUACGCUCUAAUUCAUGAACAAGAACGAGGUUUCAUUCAGUCGCCUGGGAUUCCUGUGUCAGCCAUUGGAACGAACAUGCCCCCCCUGGCCGAAGGGAACAGUGAGCCCCUGGCCGAAGGGAACAGUGAGCCAGGGUCUGCACCAAGCAGCCAGUAUCUGCACUUUUGCAGUGGAGAACAGGGGCAACCAGAAUACUUGGAGAGUAUUUACUCGAGAUUAGUUCCUUUCCAAUAUAGUGAUAAGGAUUCGGAUGAUUUCAAUGCAGAUUUAACUUCAAAAACUUUCGACUGGAUGAAAGUUAAAAGGAAUCCCCCUAAAACAGUUUCAGAGUAUGGAGUCCCCGGUCAACAGAAUGUAAUCCGUACCAACUUCAACACAAAGCAGCUGACAGAGCUCGAGAAGGAGUUCCAUUUCAACAAGUACCUGACCAGGGCCCGGCGAGUGGAAGUUGCCGCUAUUCUCGAACUCAACGAAACUCAAGUGAAAAUUUGGUUCCAAAACCGCAGGAUGAAGCAGAAAAAGCGUGAGAAAGCAGGAACCGUCUUUCGAAACACAGCAGUACCGGCAAAUGAUUUGGGAGAGAUCACCUCAUCUCCUGAUGUGUCGCCAAGCUCGAAGACCGCAUAAAGCAAUCGUUUUACAAAUAACAUUUGAAUUACCGCACUCAUGGUGCUGCACUUUACUUGUCACAUGUUCAAGGAUACUGCAGGUUUACAGGGUUUAGGUGCACUAAUUUCUGCAAACAAUUUAGUUUCAUGUUUGCACUAUUUACGGGUAUUUUCUAAAAAUACAUUUAGAUAAUUAUGUGAGAAGUUAGAAAUAAAAUGUUUGUUUUGAAAAGUCUGUAUUUGUGCUGAUUUGUAAAUUUUGUGAGUGAAUGAAAUGUUCCCAUACAGUAGGCUAUAAAGUAUUUAUUGAAUGUGACAAUAAGGAUAUGUUGUAAGAAAAUCUAAAUCUUUGGAACUAAUUGAAUUCUUCUUCCAUGUUCUUUCUACGCAAAUAGUAUUUUGGAAGUCAAGAUUGUUUAACUGUUGUUGAAACUGUUUUAAAUCUGCCUACUCAUGA
Oncorhynchus gorbuscha (pink salmon) is the source of this 1752-nucleotide messenger RNA. Its product is annotated as homeobox protein Hox-B1b-like. The transcript is spliced from 2 exons. The record is from RefSeq and is a predicted model, not a curated record. Lineage: Eukaryota; Metazoa; Chordata; Actinopteri; Salmoniformes; Salmonidae. Gene Ontology annotation, molecular function: DNA-binding transcription factor activity, RNA polymerase II-specific; RNA polymerase II cis-regulatory region sequence-specific DNA binding. The coding region runs from base 391 to 1314 and encodes 307 amino acids. Gene Ontology annotation, biological process: regulation of transcription by RNA polymerase II. Gene Ontology annotation, cellular component: nucleus.